AUGGGAGGAUCAACUUCACGUGGUUCAAGAAACAGAAAGAAUUUUAAAAUGUCUCAGGGGUUACUCACAAAUUCGUCCCCAUUAGAAUUAAAAACAUCUAUCGAAAAACGACAAUUUCCGGAUCCAUCAACACAACAAGGUCAUGUUGCAUAUGCGGAUUUUGAUCCUCUUAUCCCUUAUUUCGAUGUCGUCGAACCAAUGACAGGAAGAAUCACAUUCACUAUAAUGAACGAUGGUGGAAUCAGAGUAAUAGGUCAAUGUAAUACCGGUUUUACUGAGCCGGAUCCUCGCUUUUAUACCGUCAAAAUAGUGCCAAGACCUUUGUGUCCUCCUUAUGUCUUGAUCGAUUUAACCAGACCAUUACAAUAUAGCAUUAAUGUUCCUGGAAAUUCUGCUUUUCAAGCUGAUUAUUAUAAUUUUAAUUUGGAUCAAAUCAUUAAUUUUUACGUGGUGGUUAAAAUGGGUGGCACUCUUAUCGGUGCCGCUGAAAUUAAGCGUGUUGGAAUCAACCCAGACAUGUAG
Messenger RNA from Funneliformis geosporum, 522 nucleotides. NCBI's taxonomy places the organism in Eukaryota, Fungi, Glomeromycota, Glomeromycetes, Glomerales, Glomeraceae. The record is from the annotation of a GenBank genome assembly.